Messenger RNA from Leptopilina boulardi, 1557 nucleotides. It is a transcript of the gene pyd3, whose product is annotated as beta-ureidopropionase. Gene Ontology annotation, molecular function: beta-ureidopropionase activity. The transcript is spliced from 5 exons. The record is from RefSeq and is a predicted model, not a curated record. Bases 94 to 1233 code for a protein of 379 amino acids. Lineage: Eukaryota; Metazoa; Arthropoda; Insecta; Hymenoptera; Figitidae.
CAUUCUUGUCAAACGGAGUUUGGAUUCCAACCGAGCAAGUUUGAGAAAUUCAGUUGAUCACUUUCCUUUCAGUGGGAAAAUUCUAAAAAAAAAAUGUAUCAUCGAACUCUAGAGGAUAUUUUAGAGAAACAUUUACCUGACGCUGAACUUCGUGAGGCAAAACGAAUUUUAUAUGGUUCUGAAAUAAUAGAGAAAUUAAAAUUACCAACAAUUUCCGAAAAUUUAAAAUGUGAAGUUCAAGGUUGGAAACUUGGCAAUGCAAUUCAGGAAAAUUUACGUUCACCCCGCUUGGUUCGUGUUGCUGUUAUUCAAAAUUCCAUUGUCCUACCAACAACUGUUCCAAUUCACCAACAAAGGGAUGCGAUUCAUAAAAAAAUUUCCGGAUAUCUAGAACAUGCAGCUGCCUGCAAUGUCAAUAUUGUUUGUCUUCAAGAAGCAUGGCCGAUGCCGUUUGUUUUUUGCACGAGAGAAAAAUAUCCUUGGUGUGAAUUCGCGGAAGAUGCUGAAACGGGACCAACAACUACAUUACUCGCGAAAAUUGCCGCCAAACAUGGAAUGAUUAUAAUUUCACCGAUUUUAGAACGUGAUUCGGAACAUGGUGAUACUAUGUGGAAUACGUGCGUUGUCAUUGGACAGGACGGUCGUGUGAUUGGAAAACAUAGAAAAAAUCACAUUCCACGAAUUGGCGAUUUUAAUGAAUCUACUUAUUAUGUUGAGGGCAAUACCGGACAUCCAGUUUUCGAAACAUGUUUCGGUCGAAUUGCCAUCAAUAUUUGUUAUGGUCGUCAUCAUCCUCAAAAUUGGAUGAUGUUUGGAAUCAACGGAGCUGAAAUUGUCUUCAAUCCAAGUGCAACGGUUGGAGCAUUAUCAGAGCCUUUAUGGCCAAUUGAAGCACGAAAUGCAGCAAUAGCAAAUAAUUAUUAUACAUUUGCGGUAAAUCGUGUUGGAACGGAAAUAUUUCCCAAUGAAUUUACAUCGGCCGAUGGUAAACCAGCUCACAAAGAUUUUGGUCAUUUUUAUGGUUCAAGUUAUGCAACAGCACCAGAUGGAACACGAACACCAGGUUUAAAUCGUGACAAAGAUGGAAUUUUAAUCACGGAAAUUGAUCUCAAUCUUUGUCGACAAAUGAAGGACAAAUGGGGUUUGAGAAUGACUCAACGUUUGGACAUGUACGCCAAUGAGUUAACAGAAGCCAGUAAACUAAAUUACAAGCCGCAGAUUGUACGAAAGUAAAAAAGAAAUCUCAUUAAAAUGAGAAAGAAUCGAGAAGCAAUUCAUCGAUUUUAUUGGUCUUUAUUUCGCAAAAAUGGAAUAAUAAAAAAAGAAUCAUUUCUAAUUCCAAAAGAAAAUUAGAUUUAAACUAAUCUACAAUUCUAAAAGAAACAAAUGUAAGAACUUCGAUUUUCUCACAAAUGAAAUAAAUAAUUUUUUUUUUGUUUUCUUAGAGAAAAAUCGCAGUUUGUGUAAAAAAAAACAAUGGAAUAUUUAAAUACUAAAUUAAUAAUAGCAAGUCUUACUUUUAUAUAAUAAAGAAAUAUUAAAAAAGAAAGAAAGAAA